GCGAAUGAUAUUAAUUACCGGAAACUGGCCGACGGCUUUGCAUGUGAUUCGUGAAUGACAAGUCUUAUUAAUUUAUAACUAUCGUUUUACAUUUCAGUUUGAUAAAAAGACUCCUUUACAGGAUGGCAAAAAAUAUGGAAUUACUAACUGAAUUACUAAAAAUUAAUGUUUUCAAGCUGGGUGAAUUUACUCUGAAAAGCGGUGUUCCUUCUCCCAUUUACAUCGAUCUGCGAGCGAUUAUAACAUUUCCUGACAUUGUGAAGAAAAUAGUCGAGGACAUACGUGUUAAACAAAAUGAAUCUAAUAUCCAAAUGGAUGUCAUAUGUGGAGUACCGUACACUGCUCUACCUAUUGCAUCAGUAUUUUCUGUCCUUUACUCUACUUCUAUGAUAAUGAAAAGAAAGGAAGCCAAAAAUUAUGGUACCAAAAAAAUGGUGGAAGGAAUUUUCACGAAAGGUAUGAAGUGUUUAAUUAUUGAAGAUAUUGUUUCUAGUGGCUCAAGUAUCGUCGAAACAGUUGAAGUAUUGAGAAAGGAAGGAUUGAUUGUUACUGACUGUAUCGCUAUUUUAAAUAGAAUGCAAGGAGGAAAGGAGAAUCUAGCUAACAAUGGUAUAACUCUGCACUCGUUGUACAAUAUUAAUGAUUUAUUUAAAAGAUACUGCGAAAUAAACGAAGUAGACAAGACUCUCGUUAAAAAUGUAACUAAUUACUUAAAAAGUAAUUCAUACAUUCCCAUGAAAGUAAUUCCUUCUGAUAUUACCAAACCAUUUCAAGAAAGAGCUUCAUUAUGCAAACAACCUGUAUUAAAACGCUUAUUUAAUAUCAUUAAGGAAAAAGAAAGUAAUUUGUGUGUAUCAGUCGAUGUUGUUCAUUCUAAGCAUCUUCUGGAGAUCACAGAAAAAGUAGGUCCGCAUAUAUGCAUGCUUAAAACCCAUAUCGAUGUUUUAAAUGAUUUCACCCCAGACGUUGCAAAUUCAUUGGAAUCCUUAUCUCGCAAAUUCAAUUUUCUUAUUAUGGAAGAUCGCAAGUUUGCCGACAUAGGCAAUACCGUUAUGCAUCAAUAUUCAGAUGGAUUGUACAAUAUCAGUCAAUGGGCCGAUAUCGUUACCGUGCACGGAAUACCGGGAUCAGGCAUCAUCGAAGCUUUGAAGUUAUCGAGUAAAGGACAAGAGCGUGCGUGCAUACUGAUAGCCGAAAUGAGUUCAAAGGGUGCACUUACUGAUGAAUCCUAUAGGAAUAAAGUUAUUGAAAUGGCAAAGGAACAUCUUGAUUUUGUUAUAGGAUUUGUUUGCCAGCAAAAACUUUUAGGGGAUGAUAAUAUUAUUCACAUGACCCCUGGUGUGAAUAUUUCUGCCGAGGGCGAUACUUUAGGACAACAGUAUAAAUCUCCCGAAUCUGUUAUAAGCAAUGGAACAGAUGUUAUCAUCGUAGGCAGAGGUAUUUGCAAUGCUGAGGAUAUUGUUUAUGAAGCUGUACAAUACAAAACAAGAGGUUAUAGUGCUUACCUUAAAAAAUGCCAGGUUUAAAAAUGAAGUGCCUAGCAAAAGUCAAUGAUUUUUUAGAUUAAAUAAACAUUUUGUUCCUAAAUGCAUUUAAAAAUAAAUUGUUGUAAACUUUAUUAAUCUGUUUAGUAAAAACAAACUCGCAGAACCUGUGACCAUGGACUAGAUUUAUCUUUCAAAGCUUAUAACUUAGCCUCUGAACAACUUUAUUAAUAAAAAUCUUUUUUUUUUCAAUAAAAUAUAUAUAUGAAUAUUAAAAGAGGUUAUUUUGAGCCUUCAAAAAAAAUUACCUUUGGAUUUGUCAUCCUGCUCUUUUAAUCACUUAUUGUCUUAGUGCAGGCCUGAAUAUUAAAACCAUUUUGUUUAAGUUUUUAAUUAUUUAUGGCAGUCAGUUCAGUUUUUGCAGAAAAAUUUAUCAUGAAUUUUACUUCCCACUAUGUAAAUACAUGUUACUUUAAAUUGUGAUCUAAAUGCUUACAAUUUUACCUUAUUCGAGUUAGCCUCCAACGUGCCAAUUUUUAGUUUUUGUGGCCUGCCAUCAAAAGAAGGCUGUACAUUCCUUGUAAAAGAAUAAAAUGUUUUAUUAAUUUUU
Molecule: messenger RNA, 2094 nt
Organism: Parasteatoda tepidariorum (common house spider)
Lineage: Eukaryota; Metazoa; Arthropoda; Arachnida; Araneae; Theridiidae
Biological process (GO): 'de novo' UMP biosynthetic process; 'de novo' pyrimidine nucleobase biosynthetic process
Molecular function (GO): orotate phosphoribosyltransferase activity; orotidine-5'-phosphate decarboxylase activity
Source: RefSeq, a predicted model, not a curated record